This is a messenger RNA of Planococcus citri (citrus mealybug), 2277 nucleotides long. RefSeq names its product speckle-type POZ protein-like. NCBI's taxonomy places the organism in Eukaryota, Metazoa, Arthropoda, Insecta, Hemiptera, Pseudococcidae. The transcript has 2 exons. The record is from RefSeq and is a predicted model, not a curated record. Gene Ontology annotation, biological process: regulation of proteolysis; proteasome-mediated ubiquitin-dependent protein catabolic process. Gene Ontology annotation, cellular component: cytoplasm. Bases 729 to 1814 code for a protein of 361 amino acids. Gene Ontology annotation, molecular function: ubiquitin protein ligase binding.
AAAAAAAAUACAUGUCAUUAGCGUUUUAUUAUAUAUGUAUUAUGGUACCACUGGAUGGUGUGUGGGUUGUGGGAAUUUGUAAAGCUCUUUAAUACAAGUAUGGAAAUAGAGUAUGCUCUUAAGAAAGUCAUAGCAUUUUACGUAUGUGUUACGUACUGCGCAUGGCAGGUUGGUGUCGUCACGCGGUGGAGGUGGGCGGAGCAACCAUUGCGGUGCAACGUUGUACGUGAACAGCUGAUUUGAUGCUUGCUCGCGCACUGCGCAGUACGUAAAACUUACGUAAAAUCCUAUGACUUUCUUAAGAGUAUAAUCUAUUUCCAUACUUGUAUUAAAGAGCUUUAGGAAUUUGCACGUGAAGCAAGGAGAAGUUUGUCUUCUGACGUGUAAUCACUGAUGAACUGAUAAGCGAAAUGGUAGAUUUUUCGGGAUUUUUUGCUUGUAAUUCUGUAAUCCAAGUCUAAUUUUGGUUGUUCAUUUUCUGAGAAGUGACUUUACUACUAAAAUAAAUUAAAACAAGAACAGUAGAGUAAAUAUCGGCGCAUUCAACUUUCAAAAGAAUUCAGUUUUAUUGUUUUAUUGAAUGAAGUAGAAACAACUCAACAGAGAACGAUUAUCUAGUAUCGCCGGUGCCCUCAGAUUAUUCAUUAGAGCAGAAUUACAUGCUGUGAAUUCAAACCUUCAUUUUCACGACGAAACUACGAUAAAUUUACGAAUUCAUUCCGGCCAAAAUGUCAUCGAGUAAUUGUGGCACGAUUUGUACAUUGUACAAAGAAUGGGAUACCACUAAAGUACACGUCGAUGAAGCAAAUCAUGUAUGGGUGAUUGAUAAUUUUGAUUUUCACGAAGCUGAAGGAGAAAGUUUGUUUUCUUCUGAAUUCUCAGCGGUUGGAAAUACUGAGAUUAAAUGGAAACUGCAGCUGAAACCAAAUGGCGAAACGGAUGCCAAAGAUACAAUUUCUCUCUACCUGACUCUUUGCAGUCCUAGGACUAAAAAAGUGUACGCGAAAUUUAAUACUUUCGUUACGGAUUCCCAGUAUAAGAAAGUAUCUAUUUCGAAGGGCCAGAUGAAUCAAUACGAGCUUACAAAUGGUAAGAAUUCUAGUUGGGGCCGUAAAGAAUUUCUGAAGAAAAACGACUAUUUCAAACGUAACUAUUUGAUCGAUAACACGUUGACGAUCAUAUUUGAACUACGUUUUUCUACGGUACGCGAUGCCAUUAGUAACACAUUACAUCAGUGUAAAACAACUCAACUAUACCCAAACGCCUCUCUUUGCGAUCUUUCCGAAAACUUGGGACAAUUACUGGAACACCGUGAAUUGGCAGAUGUCAUACUUGCAGUAGAUGGUCAAGAGUAUCCAGCUCACAAGAAUAUUUUGUCUGCGCGAUGUCCAGUAUUUGCUGCUAUGUUUAAACACAAUAUGAAAGAAAAUGAGAAGAAUCGAAUUGAUAUCGAAGAUAUGAACGCAGAAAUCGUCGGCGAAUUUUUAAAUUAUGUUUAUACUGGAAAAUGUGAACAUUUGAAAAAUGUUGCGGAAGGUUUGCUGGCAGCUGCUGAUAAAUACGGUUUGAAUCGGUUGAAAAUGAUUUGUGCUGAAGAACUUUACAAGACGUUAUCUGUGGAAAAUGCCGCGAAUGUUUUGCUACUGGCGGAUAUGCAUGGCGUUAAAGAACUGAAAUCUGAAUCGAUCAAGUUUAUCGUUGCUAACUUUAUUGAAGUAUUUAAUUCCGCAGCUUGGAAAAACAUCGUUCUUGUGCAUUCUAAUUUGGUGAAUGAAGUAUAUGAAGCGUUAUCACUACGUGCAGCAUCCAAUUGAUGAUUGAAUUGAAAAUUUAUGAUCUCAUGGUAGCAGAAGUUUCAUGUUCGCUGUACAUUGAAGUUAUAAUUUUGAUUAAAAUUAAUCAAUUUCGUUGUAUUUCUUAGUUUAUUCCUCAACAGGCUAUGUUCAUGUUUUCUAUUCUAAGUAUCGAUUGCUUAUUACUUAAUUUUAUUUCAUUUUUUUUUAUUAUUGCGUUUUUUUAGAACAUUAAAUUUAGAUUUGUUUCGUCUCUGGUGGUUCUUUCAACUUGCCCGAUGAUGAAAAUUAAUGACAGGGUAGUGUAGAACCUAACAGUUGACUAAAUGACUAUAAAUAAUAAAGUAGGAUACCUGCAUUGUAUGAGAUCAAAUACCUACUUACUUUUAUUUCGAAUUGUUUCUGUCAUAAAUCAAGAGAAAAAUUUAGUCGUACGGAGAUUUUAAAUCUGUUGUAAAAUACAUACAUGUUUCAAAUAGAAAAA